ACGGUCGAUGUUGUAUCCAAUAAAAACAUUUAGGUACCUACCUAUUUAUAAUCUACAAUGUUCGGGAUACGUAAACAAAUAAAAUCUUUAGUCUUGACAGUUUAUUCCAUUUAAUUGACUGCUUCUCAGUGAUAAGUGAACCUCUUGAUGAAUAGGUUGAUACAGCGUUAACAUUCUAAAAAGAUGACACGAAACAUUCUUCAUUCAAGCUUGCUAAAUGCAUCUUUCUCAAUAUUUUUUCAAAUUUUCUGUCGUCUAAUAACCUUCACAAUAAAUGCAUUCAUUUUGAGGAAUGUAGAAAGCGAAGUACUUGGGAUAAUGAAUGUUAGAUUACUGUUACUUGAGAGCACGCUUCUUUUCUUUUCUAAAGAAUCAAUAACACGUGCGGCUCUAAGCUCAACUACGCAAGAAAAGAACAAAUGUAAUUGGGCACAGUUAGUGAAUCAAAUGUGGAUCACUGUACCGAUGUGUUGCAUUCUGUCGCUUCCAUGUUUGUAUAUUUGGCUGAACUUCCUCUCUCCAGUCGAUGAAGCUUAUGAAAGCGCCUAUAGAUUUGGCUGUUAUGCCAUGGGGUUUUCCUGUAUUUUCGAACUAACUGCUGAAGCGCCGGCGUUUAUUGGUCAAGUUUUUUGCUUCGUUAAACUGAAAGUCAUACUUGAUACGCUUCACAUAUUCAUCCGUUCAGUGGUAUUUAUUGUGCUUGUAAUGAACAAUAAAGACAUUGCCAUUUACGCAUUUGGCAUUGCGCAACUUACUAGUUGCUUGACGAUUAUUCUUGGAAAUUAUGGUUUCUUUUAUUUUUACAUCAAACGAUUGACGAUUUAUCGAAACGAUAGAAAGAAAAAUGACAAUGACGAGAAUCAAAUUGUAAAGAAAUUCGGACCUUACUACGAAAACAUGAAUGAUUUUCCUUUCACAUCGGUUCAUGAUAUGGUGCCAGGAGUUAUAAAGAACUCUGGUAGUAUUUUUAAUUCCGAUCUCAAUAAAUUAGUGUUAAGCUUUAUCAAACAAGGUGUUCUCAAACAAGUUCUGACUGAAGGAGAACGAUAUGUGAUGUCGGUAAGUCCUGUGCUUAGUUUUAGUCAACAAGCAACUUAUGAUAUUGUCAACAAUAUGGGAAGUUUAGCAGCAAGAUUUAUAUUCCGACCUAUUGAAGACAGCAGUUUCUUCUACUUUACUCAAACUAUUGCACGAGACAUCGAUCUUCAAGAACAGAAGAAAGAAAAAGUUAAAGAAGCAAGUCAAGUAUUGAGAAAUGUCUGUAAAGGUGUUACUUCGAUUGGACUGAUUGGAUUUGUUUUUGGUCAAUCCUAUGCUGGAACAGUUUUACUUCUUUACGGUGGACAUGAUUUUGUUGCCGGCGGAUUACCUGAACUUCUUCUUCGUUGGCAUGCUUUUGCAAUCGUUCUUUUAGCUGUAAAUGGAAUCACUGAAGGUUACAUGUUCGCAACAAACACCAGCAAGCAAAUCGACACGUACAACUAUUACAUGGCAAUUUUUUCUGUAACAUUUCUAAUUCUUUCUUAUCAACUCACGAACUUCUUUGGACCGGUUGGAUUCAUUUUGGCAAACUGCUGUAACAUGGGAUUAAGAAUUUGUUACAGUUUUUCAUACAUUCGUAAGCAAUUUAAAAAUAUGGAUGAGAAUCCACUUGAUGGUUUAAUACCAGGCCGAAUUUUUAUAACAAUUUUAAUUGCAUCCGGAGUUGCAUGCAAAUAUUCAGAGUAUGAAAUACUUCCGUACUCAAUGCUGUAUCAUGUUUUGUUUGGUGGUCUCUUCACAUUCAUCACAUUGCUUUCCUGGGGUUAUGAAAACAAACAUCUCCUGAUCAUUGCGUAUCAAAAAUUUUGUAGUAGAUCAAAAAGUGAUUAAAUUUUUUGUUUCUUUAAAUAAUAAAGUUUAUUCAAAUAUUUAUUCUUAGACAGAA
Clunio marinus is the source of this 1927-nucleotide messenger RNA. The record is from the annotation of a GenBank genome assembly. Lineage: Eukaryota; Metazoa; Arthropoda; Insecta; Diptera; Chironomidae.